Molecule: messenger RNA, 4350 nt
Organism: Pan troglodytes (chimpanzee)
Lineage: Eukaryota; Metazoa; Chordata; Mammalia; Primates; Hominidae
Gene: ZNF845
Product: zinc finger protein 845
Exons: 3
Coding region: 232-3201 (989 amino acids)
Biological process (GO): regulation of transcription by RNA polymerase II
Molecular function (GO): RNA polymerase II cis-regulatory region sequence-specific DNA binding; DNA-binding transcription factor activity, RNA polymerase II-specific
Source: RefSeq, a predicted model, not a curated record
UGAAGCAUCCUCUGCCUGACAGGUUUGCUCACACUCACCCAUGCCUUCCCUCAGUCCCUCUCAUCUCGCUUAGGUUCCAUCUCUUGUGACACAGUGACAUCAACUUGGGAAGAGGCCGCACUGGGCAUGGUCCUGGGAAGGGCUCACACCCAGACAUGGAUGGAGACGGGGUGAGGGUCCCAUGGUGUCAGUGCUGUUGGGCAGCAGGGAUUGUUCAGGGGCCACAUCUGGAUGCACUGUCAGCUCUCUGUGAACCAGGAUUGGAGCAGCUGCCAAUGGAAGUCAUGUAUUCAUGUGCACAAAGGUCUAUUGACAUUCAGGGACGUGGCCAUAGAAUUCUCUCAGGAGGAGUGGAAAUGCCUGGACCCUGCUCAGAGGACUUUAUACAGGGACGUGAUGCUGGAGAAUUAUAGGAACCUGGUCUCCCUGGAUAUCUCUUCCAAAUGCAUGAUGAAGGAGUUCUCAUCAACAGCACAGGGCAAUACAGAAGUGAUCCACACAGGGACAUUGCAAAGACAUGAACGUCAUCACAUUGGAGAUUUUUGCUUCCAGGAAAUGGAGAAAGAUAUUCAUGAUUUUGAGUUUCAGUGGAAAGAAGAUGAAAGAAAUAGCCAUGAAGCACCCAUGACAGAAAUCAAACAGUUGACAGGUAGUACAAACCGACAUGAUCAAAGGCAUGCUGGAAACAAGCCUAUUAAAGAUCAGCUUGGAUCAAGCUUUCAUUCGCAUCUGCCUGAACUCCACGUAUAUCAGACCGAAGGGAAAAUUGGUAAUCAAGUUGAGAAGUCUAUCAAUAGUGCUUCGUUGGUUUCAACAUCCCAAAGAAUUUCUUGUAGGCCUAAAACCCACAUUUCUAAUAACUAUGGGAAUAAUUUCCUGAAUUCUUCAUUACUCACACAAAAGCAGGAAGUACACAUGAGAGAAAAAUCUUUCCAAUGUAAUGAGAGUGGCAAAGCCUUUAGUUAUAGCUCAGUCUUAAGGAAACAUCAGAUAAUCCAUUUAGGAGCGAAACAAUAUAAAUGUGAUGUGUGUGGCAAGGUCUUUAAUCAAAAGCGAUACCUUGCAUGUCAUCGUAGAUGUCACACUGGCAAGAAACCUUACAAGCGUAAUGAUUGUGGCAAGACCUUCAGUCAGGAGUUAACCCUUACAUGCCAUCAUAGACUUCAUACUGGAGAGAAACAUUACAAGUGCAGUGAGUGUGGCAAGACCUUCAGUCGAAAUUCAGCCCUUGUAAUUCAUAAGGCAGUUCAUACUGGAGAGAAAUCUUACAAGUGUAAUGAAUGUGGCAAGACCUUCAGUCAAACGUCAUACCUUGUAUACCAUCGUAGACUUCAUACUGGAGAGAAACCUUACAAAUGUGAAGAAUGUGACAAAGCUUUCAGUUUCAAAUCAAACCUUGAAAGACAUAGGAAAAUUCAUACUGGAGAGAAACCUUACAAGUGUAAUGAGUGCAGCAGGACCUUUAGUCGGAAGUCAUCCCUUACACGCCAUCGUAGACUUCAUACUGGAGAGAAACCUUAUAAGUGUAAUGAUUGUGGCAAGACCUUCAGUCAGAUGUCAUCCCUUGUAUACCAUCGUAGACUUCAUACUGGAGAGAAACCUUACAAAUGUGAAGAAUGUGAUGAAGCUUUCAGUUUCAAAUCGAACCUUGAAAGACAUAGGAGAAUUCACACUGGAGAGAAACCAUACAAGUGUAAUGAGUGUGGCAAGGCCUUUAGUCAGACAUCAUCCCUUGUAUACCAUCGUAGACUUCAUACUGGAGAGAAACCUUACAAAUGUGAAGAAUGUGAUGAAGCUUUCAGUUUCAAAUCAAACCUUGAAAGACAUAGGAUAAUUCAUACUGGAGAGAAACUUUACAAGUGUAAUGAGUGUGGCAAGACCUUUAGUCGGAAGUCAUCCCUUACACGCCAUCGUAGACUUCAUACUGGAGAGAAACCUUACCAGUGUAAUGAGUGUGGCAAAGCCUUUCGUGGGCAGUCAGCACUUAUUUACCAUCAAGCAAUCCAUGGUAUAGGGAAACUUUACAAAUGUAAUGAUUGUCACCAAGUCUUUAGUAAUGCUACAACCAUUGCAAAUCAUUGGAGAAUCCAUAAUGAAGAGAGAUCGUACAAGUGUAAUAGAUGUGGCAAAUUUUUCAGACAUCGUUCAUACCUUGCAGUUCAUUGGCGAACUCAUAGUGGAGAGAAACCUUACAAAUGUGAAGAAUGUGAUGAAGCUUUCAGUUUCAAAUCAAACCUUCAAAGACAUAGGAGAAUUCAUACUGGAGAGAAACCUUACAGGUGUAAUGAAUGUGGCAAGACCUUUAGUCGGAAGUCAUACCUUACAUGCCAUCGUAGACUUCAUACUGGAGAGAAACCUUACAAGUGUAAUGAGUGUGGCAAGACCUUCGGUCGAAAUUCAGCCCUUAUAAUUCACAAGGCAAUUCAUACUGGAGAGAAACCUUACAAGUGUAAUGAGUGUGGCAAGGCCUUCAGUCAGAAGUCAUCCCUUACAUGCCAUCUUAGACUUCAUACUGGAGAGAAACCUUACAAAUGUGAAGAAUGUGACAAAGUUUUCAGUCGCAAAUCAAGCCUUGAAAAACACAGGAGAAUUCAUACUGGAGAGAAACCAUACAAAUGUAAGGUUUGUGACAAAGCUUUUGGGCGUGAUUCACACCUGGCACAACAUACUAGAAUUCACACUGGAGAGAAACCUUACAAGUGUAAUGAAUGUGGCAAGAACUUCCGUCACAAUUCAGCCCUUGCAAUUCAUAAGGCAAUUCAUAGUGGAGAGAAACCUUACAAGUGUAAUGAGUGUGGCAAGACCUUCCGUCACAAUUCAGCCCUUGAAAUUCAUAAGGCAAUUCAUACUGGAGAAAAACCUUACAAGUGUAGUGAAUGUGGCAAGGUUUUUAAUCGGAAAGCAAACCUUUCACGUCAUCAUAGACUUCAUACUGGAGAGAAACCUUACAAGUGUAAUAAAUGUGGUAAGGUUUUUAAUCAACAAGCACACCUUGCAUGUCAUCAUAGAAUUCAUACUGGAGAGAAACCUUACAAGUGUAAUGAGUGUGGCAAAACCUUCCGUCACAAUUCAGUCCUUGUAAUUCAUAAGACAAUUCAUACUGGAGAGAAACCUUACAAGUGUAAUGAAUGUGGCAAGGUUUUUAAUCGAAAAGCAAAACUUGCACGUCAUCAUAGAAUUCAUACUGGAAAGAAACAUUAGAAAUAUGAAGAAUGUGACAAAGUUUACAGUUGUAAAUCAAGUCUUGAAAGACAGGAGAAUUCAUACUGGAGAGAAAGCUUACAAAUGUAAGAGUUUGUGACAAGAAUCUUGGGCGUGAUUCACACCUGGCCCAACAAACUAGAAGUCACACUGGAGAGAAACCUUACAAGCGUACUGAGUGUGGCAAAGCCUUUAGUGGGCAGUCAACACUUAUUCACCAUCAGGCAAUCCAUGGUAUAGGGAAACUUUACUAAUGUAAUGAUUAUCACAAAGUCUUCAGUAACACUACAACCAUUUCAAAUCAUUGGAGAAUCCAUAAUGAGAGAUUUUGAAAGUGUAAUAAAUGUGGCAAAUUUUUCAGACGUUGUUCAUACCUUGCAGUUCAUCGGUGAACUCAUGCUGGAGAGAAACCUUACAAAUGUCAUGAUUGUGGCAAGGUCUUCAGUCUAGCUUCAUCUUAUGCAAAACAAGAGAAUUCAUACAGGAGACAAACUUCACAAGUAUGAUGAUUGCAGCAAAGCCUUUACUUCACGUUCACACCUAAUUAGACAUCAGAGAAUCCAUACUGGACAGAAAUCUUACAAAUGUCAUGAUUGUGGCAAGGUCUUCAGUCUAGCUUCAUCUUAUGCAAAACAAGAGAAUUCAUACAGGAGACAAACUUCACAAGUAUGAUGAUUGCAGCAAAGCCUUUACUUCACGUUCACACCUAAUUAGACAUCAGAGAAUCCAUACUGGACAGAAAUCUUACAAAUGUCAUCAGUGUGGCAAGGUCUUCAGUCUGAGAUCACCCCUUAAGGAACAUCAGAAAAUUCAUUUUUGAGAUGAUUGUUCCAAAUGCAAUGAGUAUAGCAAACCAUCAAGCAUUAAUUGGCAUUAGAGUCAAUUCAGCAUUGACUUGAGUUUGAAUUGACUUAACAUUGAGUUCAAGCAUUAAUUGACAUUAAAGUGUUUAUGUUAAGAAGAUUGGGCCAGGCGGGGUGGCUCACGCCUGUAAUCCCAGCACUUUGGGAGGCCAAGACCAAUAGAUCACUUGAGGUCAGGAGUUUGAGACCAGACUGGCCAACAGACAUGAGUCACUUUUACCACCCUGUAUUUUGUUUCUUUAAUAAAAACUGUUACGGGUUUUUAUGGGUAUCUGUUGAAUCUAAA